Ilex paraguariensis (yerba mate) is the source of this 4173-nucleotide messenger RNA. Lineage: Eukaryota; Viridiplantae; Streptophyta; Magnoliopsida; Aquifoliales; Aquifoliaceae. The record is from the annotation of a GenBank genome assembly.
AUGGCUAUUGCAGAAGUUUUUCUGGGCGCGUUUUUAGCUGUGCUAUUCGAGAGAUUGGCCUCUCGCGAGCUGUUGAGCUUUGUUCGCAGCGCCCGAAUUCAUACCCAGGUGAUGACAUUGCUCAAAGUGUUGAGUACUAUUAAAGAGUUGCUCAACGAUGCAGAGACUAAGCAAAUAACUAACGAAACUGUGAAUCUGUGGCUGGAGGAUCUGAGGGAUCUGGCUUACGAUAUGGAUGAUCUUGUGGACGAGAUCGAGACAGAAGCUUUGGCCCAUAAAUUGAAGACGGAGACCGAACCAGCAGCUACCACAGGCAAGGUGAAGGUACUGAACUUCCUAUCUACUUCUUUGACUGAUUUCCGUAGAUCUAUUGAGCUAAAAUUCAAGUUCGGGUCCAAGAUUAAGCAGAUCACUCUCAGAUUACAAGAAAUGGCACAACUGAGAGAUGAUCUGGGUUUGACAGCUACUCCGGAAGCAGGGUCAAGCAAAAGCAGAGAGAGAUUGGAAACAACUUCCUUGGUGGUUGAAUCCCAUGUCUAUGGUCGGGAAAAGGAAAAAAAAGAAAUACUUGAAUUGGUGCUCAAGGAUGAAUCGAAUAAUGAUGAAGCACGUGUCAUUCCAAUAGUUGGUAUGGGUGGUGUGGGCAAGACCACUCUUGCUCAACUUGUCUACAAUGAUGAGAAGGUUAAGGAUUUCUUUGAUACGAAAGCAUGGGUGUGUGUUUCUGAAGAGUUCGAUGUAUUCAUGAUAACCAAGAUUAUUUGUCAGGCGGUGACCAAGGAAAGUUGUGACUUCAGCGACCUCAACAUGUUGCAAGUGAGUCUCAAAAAGAAACUUUCUCGAAGAAAAUUUCUUAUUGUUUUGGAUGAUGUUUGGAAUGAGAACUACCAAGAUUGGGAUCGCCUCCGUGCUCCUUUUUUAGUUGGGCUAACUGGAAGUAAAAUUAUUGUUACGACUCGGAAUGAAGGUGUUGCACGGAUCAUGGGUUCUGUGCCUUCUUACCCACUGAAUGUUUUGGCAGAAGACGAUUGUUUGUCUUUGUUGGCUCAACAUUCAUUGGGCAAAACAAAUUUUGUUGACCAUCCAAAUUUGGGUUUAAUUGGCAAGGAUAUAGUCAGAAAGUGUGGACGUUUGCCUUUGGCAGCAAAGACACUAGGAGGCCUUCUGCGUAAUAUACAUAGCCCAGAUGAGUGGAAAGGUAUACUGAAUAGCCAAAUCUGGGAGUUAGAAGAGCACAAGAGUCGCAUUCUUCCAGCUCUCAGAUUAAGCUAUCACCAUCUCCCUUCUGAGUUGAAGCAAAUGUUUGCAUAUUGUGCUAUAUUUCCAAAGGACUACGAGUUUGAAAUGGAUGAGUUAGUUUUGUUAUGGAUGGCAGAAGGAUUUCUGCAGCAAUCAGAAGAAAUGGAAGUGUUAGGGGGACAGUGUUUCAUGGAGCUAUUAUCAAGGUCCUUCUUCCAACGUUCAGGUGGCACGGAAUCAAAAUUUGUGAUGCAUGACCUUUUGAAUGAUCUAGCUCAAUAUGUUGCAGGAGAAACAUGCUUUAGGUUGGAUGAUAAUAUGGAGGGAAAUGAAUGGUGUAAGAUUUCUAAAAAAGCUUGCCACUCAUCAUUCAAUCGCCACCCAUACGAGGUCUAUAAAAGAUUCAAGCCAUUUCAUGAAUUUCGUGGUUUGCGGACUUUCAUACCGCUUCCAAUUUAUUUGUCAGAUGGCCACCCCAACAUGUAUUUAAGCAAUAGCGUUUUGGUCAAGCUACUACCAAACUUACGGUACUUAAGAGUCUUAUCUUUGAGUGGGUACUUAAUAAGUAAGCUACCCAACUCAAUUGGAGAUUUGAAGCAUCUUCGGUACCUUAAUUUAUCUCAGACGUUGAUUGAAUCGUUGCCCAAAUCAGUGAGUACUCUCUACAAUUUACAGACACUAUCAUUAAGAAAUUGUUUGGAACUUCGUAAGUUGCCCACAAACAUCGGAAAUUUGGUGAACCUGCGCCAUCUUGACAUUCGAAAUACUCCAAAUUUAAAAGAGAUGCCCCCAAGUAUUGGAAAUUUGGUGAACCUACGCCAUCUUGGCAUUCGAGAUACUCCAAAUUUAAAAGAGAUGCCUUCGGGGAUCAGUAGAUUGAAAUGUUUACAAACAUUGUCAAGGAUUAUUGUUGGCAAAAAUAAUGGAUUUGGACUCGAAAAUUUGAGUGGCUUAUCGCUUCUAAGAAGUAAGCUUUCCAUUGAAGGGCUAGAAAAUGUUACAAAAUUGCAGGAAGCAGAGAAGGCCAAUUUAAGUUGUAAGCAGUAUCUUAAUGAGUUGGAAUUCAAAUGGAAUCGUAACAUUGAAGAUUCUCAAAAUGAAGGGCUACAGGUUAGUGUGUUGGGCAUGCUACGACCACAUAGAGAAUUGAAAAGUCUUAGAAUUGAAUUCUACAGGGGCAGUGCAUUUCCUAGUUGGAUUGGGGAUCCGUCAUUCUCUAAAACAGUGUGCAUUAGUCUCACAGGUUGUACAAAAUGCAUGGAUUUACCACCACUUGGCCAACUACCCUUGCUCAAAGAACUCUACAUAGAAGACAUGCAUGCCGUAGAAAGUGUGGGUGUAAAGUUCUAUUGCAGUGGUAGCACUUUGGAGAUUCCAUUUCCCUCGCUCGAGAUUCUGCGGUUUGACAAGAUGCCAAAAUGGAAGGAAUGGUCUUUUUCUUAUGGUGUUGAUUUUAGAGGACUUUUCCCUUGCCUUCGUGAGCUUUCUAUAUGCAAUUGUCCUAAACUGGUGAGUCUUCCACACUUCAGCCUUCCCUCUCUUCUUGAUUUAAUCAUAAAAUAUUGUGACGGGGCGAUGUUGAAAAGUUUCACUGGAUUAUCCUCAUUAACCAAAUUGGAAAUUAGGAGUAUGUCAGGACUAACUCAUUUGCCGAAGGAGUUCACAAAUGGGUUGGUGUCACUUAAAGUUCUUGAAAUUGAAGGUUGUGCCACGUUGGUGACUUUGUGGCAGAAUGGGUUUGCACCAGAAUACCUUUCGAGUUUGCAACGGCUAAAGGUCUACAAAUGUCCUCUACUUGAGCAACUGUUAGAUAAAGAUCAAAGGCUACCUUGUAAUCUUGAAAGAUUGGAUUUAAAGUUGUGUCAAAAUCUGGAGAGGUUGCCUGAUGGACUAAAAAGCCAUACAUCUCUCACGGAGGUGGAUAUCAGCGACUGCCAAACGCUUGUUUGUUUUCCAGAGGACAGUCUCCCGCCCAAGCUUAGUCAUCUUUGCGUUACAAACUCCUUUUCUCUGGAGUUCAUCCCUAAUUGCAUCAGUCGUCUUGAAGUGUUGCGGCUCAGGAAUUGCUCGUCUCUGAGAUCCUUGCCGACAGACACUCGUAUCUCCACGCUUAAGCAUGUUCUCAUCUGCUGCGGGAAUUUGGAGUGGCUUAAAGAGAUGGUCAAACAGAGCAUAAGCUUUGGGAUCAGUAAUUGGCCCAAUUUGGAGAGUUUUACAGUACAGGUGCCGAAGUUUACAGUACAGGUGCCGGAGUUUACGGAACAGGUGCCGGAGUUUACAGAACAGGUGCCAGAUUUUGAAUGUGAGUUGAAGUAUCAAAUCGACCACUCGCUCUCAGGAAGUGGUUUGCUCACUCCCAACCUAACAAGUCUUGACAUCUCUAAGUUUGAAAAUCUCUUUUCCUUCCCUAGCGAAAGUCAAAGCCUCGCAUUCCUCAAAAAACUCAAGAUAGCGGACUGUCAAAGUCUUGAGUCAUUUCCUGACCAAAAUUUGCCCCCCAACCUAGAAGAGCUAUAUAUCUCCAAUUGCAAAGAACUUAAGCCUCUAUCAGAGUGUGGCCUACAAAGUCUCUCCUCUCUUCGGCGUUUCACCCUGCACAGUGUAUAUCCAACGCUAACUUCCUUUCCGGACUCAUGUUUUCUUCCUGCUACUCUAAAAUUCCUUCGUAUUGACGAAUUCUCAAAUCUCAAGUCUCUCUCAAAGGGCCUCCAAAACUUGGCCUCUCUUGAGAAACUAGAAAUUUCCAAUUGCCCAGAGCUCGAGUCUCUCUCUGAGGGGCUCCAAAACCUGACCACUAUUAGGUUUAUGGACAUCAUUAAUUGCCCUAAGAUUAAGUCUCUCUCUGAGGGGCUCCGAGACUUGACCUCUCUUGAGCAUCUGACAAUCUGCGAUUGCCUGAGCUUGAGUCUCUCUUUGAGGAGUUCCAGAAGCUGA